Messenger RNA from Oncorhynchus kisutch (coho salmon), 5178 nucleotides. Its product is annotated as stereocilin. The coding region runs from base 1 to 5178 and encodes 1725 amino acids. Gene Ontology annotation, cellular component: kinocilium; cell surface; stereocilium tip. The record is from RefSeq and is a predicted model, not a curated record. The transcript has 24 exons. NCBI's taxonomy places the organism in Eukaryota, Metazoa, Chordata, Actinopteri, Salmoniformes, Salmonidae. Gene Ontology annotation, biological process: cell-matrix adhesion.
AUGGGAAGUCUGAAGACCCUGGGCCUGCUGCCCAGUAAGAGCAUGGGCCUCCCCUCCCUCCAGAAGCCUGUGGACAGGCACCGUCUGUCAGGCUUCCUCUACAAUAUCUCCAUGUACCUCCAGGAGAUGGGUGCUGAGCUGGAGGAGCGACAGCUUGUCUCUGAUGAGGAACAACUGUGGGAGAAGGUAUUGCAGUCCUUUAUCCAGUCAGAGGGGGGCGCUGCGCUGAACCAGUGGGACACCCGGGAGCCCCCCAGGCCCAGCGUCAGACUCCAGGACUGGUUCCUGUCCCUGAGAGGCAGCCCUCACUGGGACGGGCUGCUGGGGCUUCUGCAGAGCCUCAUGUCCCUGUCUGAGCGGCAACCCCACAGGCCCCUGCUUGACUUCCUGUCCCAGAACUGGAGGACAGUGAGUGCCCUGCUUGAGGCGGCCCUGCAGGCGCUGGUCAGCGGGACCUAUGGCCAGGCCAGCGCCGGGCUGCAGGGUUUCAUCUGUGCCCUUAGGGGCCGCAAUGAAUGUGCCUUCAGUGUCAGCUGGCUAACACAGUUUCUCCGCUUCAUGGAGACACGCAACUGGAAGCCCGUGGUGAACCUGCACCCUGCGGGGAUGGGGGCCAACCAGAGAAGGGGCUCAGCUGUUUUUGGGCGCCUGAAACCCUUCAGCAUGCCCCCCAAGGCCCUGAGAGAGGAGGGGUUGUCUGGGAAUGCCACUCAAGGGGAUGUUGGGGACAGAAGGGACAUGGGGGGAGACCUGGACUCCCUUCAGACACUGCUCCUGCAGGCUUUAUCACGCUCUGAUGGGGGGCAGAGGGCGGGGCAGCUGGCAGAGCAAAACCCUGCCCUGCUGCAGGGAUUGGACGGCCUCAGAAGGGGAUUCUUGCACAGGGUGGGCAGCUCCGUGUACGGCAACCUGAGGAGAAAGGUGUCCCGUGUUACCAUGGCGCUGCUUGAUGAUGUCAGCAGCGUGGUGGACGUGACACAGCCCAAACAUAAGGGCAGAUGUUCCGUAGGUGACCUGAGACAGCUAAUCUUAUGGGGGAUUAGACAUAAUGUCACGUGGAAUGCUCAGGCUCUGGGCUUCAACUCACAGGGCCCUCCCAGCACCCCUCCCUUCCUCUCCUGCCCAGCCAUAGAGGGUGAGAGCGGGGACCCCAGACCCCCACCACGCCUCUCUCGCCCUAGACCAGCCCUGUCACCCCGCAGGGCACCCAAACAGAAACAACCACCCACCUCAACCCCAGUACCCCGCCGUUCCCGUCUCCUCAAGCCCCAGUCUGAGGCAGUAGAAGUUGGCCACAACCACCUGAGAGAGAUGGGGUACUUUGCCUCAGCAGAGAUCCUGGAAGCAGCGUGUAACGCCUCUAUCCCAGGCCUUACAGGUGUGUCCAACUUCACUGUGUUCCUCUACUGUAACCUGUUUGACGGGGACGAUGGGUCUGUGGACCCGGAGGUUGGUCAGGUUGGACCCGACCUACACGCCACGUGUUCCGACGCCGCCUGGUACCUGUCUGCAGCCGAGGAUGACUUCCUUUGGGUCCACGUCUGCAGUGAGUUCUUCGCUCACCAGUUCAACAACACUGUGUGUGCCAACACCUCCUUUUGGCUGCAGAGAGCACACCAGGCUGCAGACAUGAAGGACUACCACUACUUCAACCAGUCCAGUAUAGGUGACCUGUGUGUGAAGCUGUCAGGGGAGAUGGUGGAGGGCGGGGGCAGCCCAGGGCCUGACGAAGCCUGCCUGGCCCAGCUGGGCACCAGGUCACUCAGCGCCCAGGAGUUCAGACGCUGCUUCCUGCCCAACACUUCUGCUCUGGUCUCAGCCCUGUGUGGCAGCGAGUCCCCUGAGGCCCAUCCCUCCCACCCAUCCCUUCCGGAGGGCAGCUGGGCUACAGAGUACUGCUCCAGACUCCACAACUCCUCCCACCCUGAAUCCAUAGAAGACAUAUGUAACUACAGGAAGUGGAGCCUGCAGCAUUUCACCAACGCCACCCUACUGGAGCUCUGUGGCAGUACAGAGGGGCUGAGGGAGUAUGUUUGUAGCAAUGCCACCCUCUACCGCCGGCUACUCUCAGCCUAUCCUCAGUUCUCUGACCUUUGCAUUGACCUGGAUGUAGAACAGGAGGACAGGAAGUGCUUCCUCCAGUGGUUCUUUGACAUGCUCCCGGCGCCGUACAACUUUGACACAUCACAGCUGUGUGUGAGUCCUGCUCCGCUGCUGUUGGAGGCACUGCACAGGCUGAGUAUGUGUGAGGUGGAUGGGGGUGAACGCGGGGGCUGGGUGGGGGCUGUGGGUUACGUGCUGAGGGUACUGGACUUUGUGGUUGGGCUCUCAGCGGGGCUGGAUGAGGGGGAGGGGGAGGUGAGGCAGGGCCUGGGCCAGGCCAUCCUCCUUUCCAGUCUCCUUGACAACGCUUCAUUCUGGGCAACUCUGCGUCCUGACGCCUCACUGAGCGUGCUCCAAACCGUGGGCUUGUUCCUGCGCAGGGAGCAGAGCGCAGCUCUCAAAGAGGACCUGCUCAGCUGCUUCAGUCCUGUAUUAUGGGACCUCAUUGAGAGAGAGGACAACUCCUCUGCCCUCAGAGUCCUAAUGCAGGAGUACCUCCAAAUGCCCAGGGAGAGUAUCCGCACACUGGUGAUGUCAGCAGAGAAAGAUGCGGUGAAGAGGUUUCUGUCUCACAUGCACCAGAGCUGGGACCAGCUGCACGUAGAGACCACUCAGAGAGAACUGCAGGCCAUGGAGACCAUGACGUCCGCCUUCAUCCACAAGUUCCCUCGUGUGACCCCUGACCUCUUCGUCGACCUAUCACAGUUCAUACCUUUCAUGUCCGUCUCUGACAUCAUGAGCUUCCCCACCUCCUUGAUGGUCAACACCAGUGUGUUGAUGGCGAUCCGUGACCACAGCACAGAGAUGAAGUCUCCACAGAAACAGGCAUUUGUGAAGAGGCUCCUGCAGUCCAGUGUGGUGGGAGAUGUCCCUUCCUGGCCACCAUAUUUCCUCAGCUCCAUCCUCCCACUGCUCCCACAUCUCCCAGUCAGCCAAUUUCAACAGCUGACAUCAGACCAGCAGCUAGCUCUCUGUGUGUCUGAGGGACUCAUCAGUGAUUCAGGCAAGGCGGUGCGGCCUCUGAACGCCAGCACUCUACCUCCUCCAGCACUGGCCACCCUCAGGGGCCUACUGCACCAGCUAGGGGCUUCCUUCCUGCAGUCACUGCCCUCAUUACAGCUCUUGGACCUGCUAACACAACCAGGUCUGCCCAGCUUCUCCCCAGCACAGCUCACCAUGGAUACACUGUGCAGGCUGAAACCCUUACUGCCUGGCCUGUCCCCUGCUGUGCUCAGAGGCAUACACUGGUCUGAGAUCAGUGGAACCACUCUCUGCCAGUGCUGGCACACUCUACUGGCUGACCUGAAGCCUGCCCAUAGAGCCAUGCUCCACAGGGCACUGCAGGAGGCUUUAGCCAGCAACUCAAGGAACUUCACAGUGCAGCUCCAAUGUCUCCUGCCGUUUGUGCCCCUGAGGGAGCUGAUAGAGGUUCUGGAUAGAGAGACAUUCCUGAGAGAUAUGAGCCUGUACAGAGACCUGCCCUGGUCCCCCCAACAGGCUCAGCUACUUUUCAAGAGGAUCCAUCAAUCUGAAAUCAUUACCAGAGACACUGUAGAGGUGAACCUGAUUGAGAGCCUGUCUAAUACUUCACUGACAGCCAUCCUGGCUCACAUUCAGCAGCACUUUGUGGACUUCCUCAAGCUGCCCCGUCAUAAGCAGAUGGCCUUAGCAGAAAAGGCCAUCACUGUGCUGAGCACCUCUCAGGGCCUGGCUGAGGGGGAGCUCAGGGUGGGCUCUGUGGACCUCCUGGGGCCCCUGUGGCCCUUCCUGGACAGGGAUACCCUGGGGCUGGUGGACAGAGGGGCCCUGGGGCUGCAACUGGAUGAGCUGAGGGGGUACUGCCUGCCCUGGGACACCCUGAAGGACUUGGCUGCUCUGCUUACUGGGAGAGACAUGCUGGGAGAGGCAUCGGCAUGGACGGUUGGUGAUGUGGAGCUUGUUGGCAGACUGUUGUUUACUCUCUCUCCAAAACAGAUCAACUCCAUCCCACUGGUGGUGUUGAGUGCAGACACGGUGGAGGAGGUUCUGGCAGGUCAGUGGCGCUGGGAGAACAGUGAUGUGGGUCAGGCCUGUAUGUCCCAGUGUGUGGACCAGAAGGGCCAGAGAGAGAGGAUCCACAGUCUGAUACGGGGGGUUGUCAGAGCACAGAGCAGGAGAAAAGUGUCAGUCCCAAGCUGUGGUGACAUAAGAGGCACCUUCCCCUCAGCAUGGACAGCCAAUCAUCUGAGCCAGAUGGCAGGGGAGGAGUUGAGGCAGUGCGUGGAGGUCAUAGGUCAGGACGCUUCACUGAGCCCUGAGCAGCGCCGAGCACUGUGGGUAAAGCUCAGGCAGGCCUAUAGUCCAGUUAGAGGCCUGAGACCAGAGCAGGUCCUGGGGCUCGGCUGUCUUGUCACUGAGCUGGGGGAGAGAGAGCUCCAGGACAUUAACCUGACUGACCUGGGUGUCCUGGCCUACCUGGGGGCUCUGCCCGACUGGAGCCCAAAAAAGAUGAGAGCAGCAGUUGUUGGUGUGAUGCAGAAGCAGAAGUUGAAGGUGGAGCAGCUCGGAGCUGUAGAAGUGGCUUCUCUAGGACACCUUCUCUGUGGUUUCACACUGUCAGAGAUCAACAGACUGGACCCCUACAACCUCAGCAUGGCUGCUCUGUUCCUGAGGGAGCUGGCUCUGCCGUGUUCAGAGCAGCAGAUGGAGGCUCUGACCGUCCGUCUCUCCAGUCCUCAGGCCUUUGGCCCCGUCAGUACCUGGGGCCCUGAGGUCUUCACUGAGAUCGGCACACUAGCAGCGGGUCUGGAGGACAUGGUUCUGUCUGCUCUGGUACAGGAGCAGAUGGAGGGGCUCAUCCCCGAAGCUAUCGCCCUGAUUCCCCCCACAAAGAUGGCUGUGGUAUUCAGUGCGGUCCAGCUGUCAUGGCUGAAUGUGGAGCAGGCGUGGGUGGUCACAGAGAAGCAGUGGGCAGAGCUGAACAGUGGGCAGAGACAUGCCUUGGGCCUGGCGCAGUAUGAGGGGGAUGUCCUGUUAGAGCACAGAGGUAAGGAUUCACAGAGGGAGGAAUGUGGCCCCAGCAACACGGUCAGCUGA